AUGGAAGCUAAUACAAAUAGGAUUGUAAAUUUGAAUGGUUCUAAUUAUCAAGUUUGGAGAGGCAAGAUGGAAGACCUUCUUUAUGUGAAGGAUUAUUAUAUGCCUGUGUUUAAUACUGAAAAACCCGAUGAUAAAACAGAUGCAGAGUGGAAUAUUUUGCAUAGAAAAGUUUGUGGGUAUAUUCGACAAUGGGUUGAUGAUAAUGUUUUGAACCAUAUUAGCGUGGAAACUCAUGCUCGUACUUUGUGGAACAAGCUUGAGCAGUUGUAUGCUCGGAAGUCCGGGAACAAUAAAUUGUUCCUGAUUAAACAGUUGAUUGGCUUGAAGUACAAUGAUGGAAAUCCUAUUAGUGAUCAUUUGAAUUCUUUCCAGGGAAUUAUUAAUCAGCUUGCAGGAAUGGGUAUCAAGUUUGAAGAUGAGUUACAAGGUUUAUGGCUCCUUGGCACUUUACCGGACUCUUGGGAAAUUUUUGGGACAUCCUUUUCCAACUCUGCACCAGAUGGUAUUAUCACCAUGGAAUUGGCUAAAGGCGGUGUUUUAAAUGAAGAGAUGAGAAGAAAGUCACAAGGUUCCUCUUCACAUUCAGAUGUCUUGGUCACAGAAAGCAGGGGGAGAAGUCCAAGUAGAGGUCCGAAUAACAAAGGGAAAUAUCGCAGUAAAUCUAAAGGAAAGUUUGUUGACUAUGAGUGCAAUCAUUGUGGUAGAAAAGGGCACACAAUACAAUUCUGCAGACAGCUGAAAAGGGAGAACAAGAAGACAAAUUACAACAAUCAAAAGAACAACCACAAGAAAGAUGAUGGUGGUAAUGAUACUGCUGAAGUUAACACUGCUACCGAAGAGUUUUUUAUCUGUUGUGAUUAUGAUAUGGUCAAUCUUGCACAUGAUGAUUCGAGUUGGGUUGUUGACAGUGGUGCUACUUGUCAUGUGACAUCACAAAGGGAUUUUUACACAUCUUACACUCCUGGUGAUUUUGGGAAUGUUAAAAUAGGUAAUAAUGGGUUAUCAAAGAUUGUUGGUGUCGGAGAUAUUUGUUUAAAGGUUUGGAGUCGCAAAGAUGUUUCGUAUCGUCAUUUACGAGUCUUUAGAUGCAAGGCUUUUGUGCACAUUCCUAAAGAUGAAAGAUCAAAGCUUGAUGUGAAGACCAAACCAUGUAUAUUUCUUGGUUAUGGCCAAGAUGAAUUCGGUUAUAGUUCCUCAAUCUACUAUGAUCGUGUUGAUUUGGAUCCGGUUCCCCCUCAACAUUUUGAGCCAAUUAAUGAAGAUGUUCAGAAUGAUGAACAACAUGGUACUGAUGACAAUGAUGUUCCAGAGCAGUCGGAGUUGGAUGAGGAUCUUCAUCCAGAGUUGCCAGUACCUGAUAUACCACCAUUUGUCCCACUUAGGCGGUCUACGAGAGAUCGUCAUCCUUCCACCCGUUAUUCUGCCGAUGAAAAGGGAGAAGUUGAAGAUAUGUUGCUCGAUCGCCGGGAUGGCGAACUCUUCCUCAUAGGCCAAAAAGGGGGAGAUUUGUUGGGUUUUCUAUUGGGUUUUUUAGCCCAUAAGGAAAGCCCACUUAUUUGGCCCAUGUAUAUAUAUGUGUUACAUGCCCUAAUUUCUAAAACACACAAAAAUUCUCAGCCACCAAGAGCAAUAGAGAGAGCAAAAAAGAGAGAAAUCAAGGGUUUCUUCAAUUUCCGUUUUUCUGGACACACCUUCAGUGUUCCUUCGUUUCCUGGAGAUCCAAAGGUCCGUUUUCUUUCAUUUUUGGAUAGAAGCUUCCCAACAUUGAGGCCUUCAGAUCCAACGGUUGAAUUGUCGAGAUCAGCUCCAGAGACUCAGGAAUCGUCGCUUCUGUUUGCUGCUAGAAAUCAGAAACGUUUUGGUGAUAUUCUUCUUUGUCUUUGCUUAUUUGAUUCCAUAUGCUUGAUGUAA
Lactuca virosa is the source of this 1911-nucleotide messenger RNA. The record is from the annotation of a GenBank genome assembly. NCBI's taxonomy places the organism in Eukaryota, Viridiplantae, Streptophyta, Magnoliopsida, Asterales, Asteraceae.